Messenger RNA from Vespa crabro (European hornet), 2062 nucleotides. RefSeq names its product fumarate hydratase, mitochondrial-like. Gene Ontology annotation, cellular component: mitochondrion; tricarboxylic acid cycle heteromeric enzyme complex. NCBI's taxonomy places the organism in Eukaryota, Metazoa, Arthropoda, Insecta, Hymenoptera, Vespidae. The record is from RefSeq and is a predicted model, not a curated record. The coding region runs from base 373 to 1779 and encodes 468 amino acids. Gene Ontology annotation, molecular function: fumarate hydratase activity. The transcript has 8 exons. Gene Ontology annotation, biological process: fumarate metabolic process; tricarboxylic acid cycle; malate metabolic process.
CCGUUCAAUCUUAUUGACUAUCGUAUAAGUGCCGUCUCCUUCAUCGUCUCCUUUAGAAAAAUUAAGAGACAUUCAGAGAUACAUCACGUUUAUUCAUACAUACAUAUAUAUAUACAUAUAUAUAUAUUCAUAUAUGUAUAUAUAAAUAGUGAACUAAUUUAAAUAGCAGUAAACCCAUAAAAAAAAAAAAAUGGCAUUAAAUAUUUUCAAGUCCCGAAUUUUAAAUCUUUGUCAUUUCAAAGAUCUUCCAGUAAUUCUUAAUUUAAGAUUGUCCUUAAGCACAUCACGAACGUGCAACAGUAGACAGCUUCCAUAUUGAGAUAAACACAUACUUUUUAUUGUUAUUAUUAAUAUAUAUCAACUAACUCAAAGAUGAAUUGUGAGAAAACAGGAUACAGAAUUGAAAAAGAUACAUUUGGAGAAUUAAAAGUUCCUAAUGAUAAGUAUUAUGGAGCACAGACUGUACGAUCGAUGAUGAAUUUUGCUAUUGGAGAUUCAUUUGAACGCAUGCCUUAUGGUAUUAUUGUUGCAAUGGGAAUAUUAAAGAAAGCUACAGCUGAAGCAAAUAAAGAAUUUGGGUUGGACCCAAAAAUCGCUGAUGCGAUUAGUAAGGCUGCUGAUGAUGUUAUAAGUGGUAAACUUUAUAAUGAACAUUUUCCAUUAGUGAUUUGGCAAACAGGUUCUGGAACUCAAACAAAUAUGAAUGUUAAUGAGGUGAUUUCCAAUCGCGCAAUUGAAUUACUUGGUGGAAAACUUGGAUCAAAAAUACCAGUUCAUCCCAAUGAUCAUGUAAACAAGUCACAAAGUUCUAAUGACACAUUUCCAAGUGCAAUGAACAUAGCUGUAGCAUUAGAAAUUAACAAAGUACUUCUGCCAGGUUUAGAAUGUUUAUUAGAGGCAUUAAAAGCAAAAGUAGAAGAAUGGAAGGAUAUAAUUAAAAUUGGAAGAACUCAUACACAAGAUGCAGUACCUCUUACAUUGGGACAAGAGUUUUCAGGCUAUGCGACACAAAUUCAAAAUGGAAUUUGUAGAGUAAAAGAUACUCUUCCAAGGUUAUAUGAAUUAGCAUUAGGUGGUACAGCAGUUGGGACAGGAUUAAAUACGCCAAAAGGAUUUAGUGAAAAGGCAAUUGCAGGAAUUGCUAAGUUAACUAAUUUACCAUUUGUCCCAACACCAAAUAAAUUUGAAGGUCUUGCUACGCAUGAUGCUAUGGUUGAAGUACAUGGUGCAUUAAAUACCGUUGCCGUAUCUAUGAUGAAGAUAGCAAAUGAUAUUCGAUUUUUGGGAAGUGGUCCUCGUUGCGGUUUAGGAGAAUUAUCCUUACCGGAAAAUGAACCAGGCAGUUCAAUUAUGCCAGGAAAAGUUAAUCCUACUCAAUGCGAAGCAGUUACAAUGGUUUGUUGUCAAGUGAUGGGAAAUCUUGUUGCCACAUCUGUUGCUGGAAGUAAUGGUCAUUUCGAACUUAAUGCAUUUAAACCAGUAAUAGUAGCCAAUACAUUACGAUCUACAAGAUUGUUAGGAGAUGUUGCUGUAUCGUUUACAAAGAAUUGCGUUGUUGGAAUAAAAGCAAAUAAGGAUCAUAUAAGCAAAUUAUUGAACGAAAGCUUAAUGUUAGUUACUGCUCUUAAUCCACACAUUGGAUAUGAUAAGGCUGCUAUUAUCGCUAAACAGGCUCAUAAAGAAGGAAGUACUUUAAAAGAAUCUGCAUUGAAAAAUGGAAUAACUGCUGAACAAUUUGAUCAAUGGGUCAGACCUGAAAAUAUGCUUGGACCUAAAUAAAUUUAUAGAAAAUAACAUAAAAUGUGUUAUUUUUGAAAUAGCUUAUUUUGAAAAGUACAUACAUUUUUUGUUUUUGUUUUUUUUUUUUUUUUUUUUUUUUUUUAUAGAGAAUUCUUCCCUUUAUACAAAAGAGCACUGAAAAAAAUGUUCUAUAACAUUAUUAAAAUCUUUAUUAUAAUACCAUCUUUUAUCAACAAUCACAGUUUUAUAUUUGUAAUUGUUACCAUGUAUAAUUAAAUGUAAUUGAUAAAAUUAAAUAAAUAUUUAUUUAUCGUUGGUUUAA